Kwoniella botswanensis is the source of this 2355-nucleotide messenger RNA. RefSeq lists its product as uncharacterized. NCBI's taxonomy places the organism in Eukaryota, Fungi, Basidiomycota, Tremellomycetes, Tremellales, Cryptococcaceae. The coding region runs from base 1 to 2355 and encodes 784 amino acids. Gene Ontology annotation, molecular function: DNA binding. The record is from RefSeq and is a predicted model, not a curated record. The transcript has 2 exons. Gene Ontology annotation, cellular component: nucleus.
AUGACAUCUACACCUAGUCCCCUGCCGUCCUCAGAUCAGAGUCAGAGCAACAACGAUACACCGAGACGGCGAGAUCGGACCAAUAGUGGAAAUCCCUCAAACGACUAUCAUUCGCCUUCAUCGUACCUAGAACAGGUCUACGGCCAGAGUACCCCGAAUACACCUCACGGCCAUGAGGUAUCAUAUGAAAUUCCUUUGACCGAUGUCUCGGUCACUCACGACCAACAACAACAUCAACAGCAGCCACCUCCUCAUUCCAUACCUCACCUCGACGACACUUACGCAUUUUCAUACUCUGAUUAUCAGGCCAACGACGACAAUGAACCCUUUUUACCGAUCCAGGAACAAGCUACACCACCCGCACCAUCCAGAGAAGAAGAUGAUAAAACUCCCAUUGUCACUGAUAUACAUGCCCAACCUAUCAAUUUACCUUGUCCGCCGAAUAUAUCUUCGAAUGAUCAAACUAUUAGAGCUUCUUCGCAUAAAAAACCUCCCCUCUUGUCACCAUUCAAGACCUUCCAUGAUCCACAACAACCUCACCAACCACAGCCACAAGCCCAGCAAUCACUCGCCCAGCCUCAAUCCCCCGUGUAUCCUUUACCUAUCGAACAUCAACAGUAUUUAGAUAACGCUGCGAUGUACUACGGUCAACAACAACCAGGAUUUAUCGCUUACCCUCAGCAGAUUUCACCUUCGGCACCCAUGAGCUUCGGUCAAUUCCCUCCGCAAUAUGCAGGUAUGCAACCUCAGAUGAACGGAAUGUACCCUGCGGAGAUUUAUCAGCCUCAACCGCAGUACGCUUUUGCAGGACCACCCAGGAGUCGGAACGGCUCGCCUACUUCCAGCAUAGCUUCAUCAGGCGUAUCUCUCGCUAGGACCGCAUCCACCUCAUCAGAUUUCCGCACCACUCGACCUAAAGUCAAGCUCACCUAUGAGGACAAGCGAAACAUUGUCAAUCUUCAUCGUCAGAACAGCUCGUUGAGACAGGAAGAUAUCGCUAGGAUGUACGGAGUAGAUAGAAGUACGAUUAGUAAGAUCAUUCUAUCCUCUCAUCGGUGGACACAACCCCAGGAACCUCAAGCCCCUCCUGCUCCCAAAGUACCUAAAGCUGUUGGUGGGAGAUUCCCAGCGGUGGAAGCUAAAUUAGAUGAAUGGAUGGAUGCGCAACUUGCUGCUGGUCAGGAUGUACGUGAUAACAUCGCCAGAGAAAAGGCGAAGAGUUUCGCUAGGGAGAUAGGUUUUCCUAUGGAUAGGUUUAAGGCUUCAGCUAAAUGGCUUGAUAAGUUCAAGGACCGCAGAAAGGCUGCUGGUAAAGCUGUUGUUUCACCAUCCCAACCAGAAUACGGGUACUACUCUUAUGCUGCGAACCCGUACCCCGUUAUGGUCUCACCCAUGGAAGGUGGUGUCAACUUAUCUCGAUCACAAUCGACUGUCACCCUUUCCUCAUCAGACUCCAGCGGUCAGGAGCAAUAUCCUGCAUCUGUUUACCUUCAAACCGACAGUGGUCAUUCUCGAAUGGGUUCUACUCGUUCUGAAUCUGAUUUGCUCAACUCUCAUGAUAGUACACCAAACAGUCGAUCAAGAUCGCAAUCUUCGCCUCAUGUGUUGAUCGAACCCGGUAUGCAAUCCCCGUCAUCCGGGAAAGUUCUCAAACAUCGACCUACACCAUUAGCAUUACAACGUCAGAACUCGUUCCAAGGAUCCACCACCAGUCCCUCACCUCGCCGACCUGGUGGUUUGAUACGUACGAACUCCACUCAAGGUAACGCUAGACGGACUGGUAGACCUCUGAGUCUGGCAGCUUCAGCAUUCGGAUUUACGAAUGUUGAUCCUACCACAUCGGCACAGCAAUCUCCUAUACAUUCGCCUACCAUCAGCGGCGGGCAUUCCAGACAGAGAUCGGAUGUAUCUGUAUCGAAUGGUUUCUCAGGUAUGACUUUAUCACCUAACGUAUCGGAUAAUGGACGAUCAUCGAACGAAAGCGGAAUGAUGCCUAUACCAUUGUCAAUGGGUAAUAUUCCCCCUCUGACACCUAUAACACCUGCUCAAGGCUCGACGGGAUCAGUAUCAACUAACGGUGUAUUCCCCAAUAUGGAAUAUGGUGAUAUCAUACCUAACGAUAUGGGAAAUAUACCUAUGAUACCUGUACAUCAUCCUCAUCAUCAACAACAGAUACAUUACGCCAUGAUGCCCAAUAAACAUUAUAUAUCACAUCAUCCUCAUCCUCACGCUCAACAGAUGUAUACUCAACAUGGAGCUAUGGUCUAUCCUUCCGCACCGAGCGAUUUCGGUCCUCCUACCACUGCUCAGGGAUACAUCAUCCCUCAUCAACAACACACGCAACAAUGGCAGUAG